Molecule: messenger RNA, 4908 nt
Organism: Trichoderma reesei QM6a
Lineage: Eukaryota; Fungi; Ascomycota; Sordariomycetes; Hypocreales; Hypocreaceae
Exons: 1
Coding region: 1-4908 (1635 amino acids)
Biological process (GO): cell motility; intracellular signal transduction; phosphatidic acid biosynthetic process
Molecular function (GO): D-type glycerophospholipase activity
Source: RefSeq, a predicted model, not a curated record
AUGGAAGAGCCCGAUACGCCAACCCGGUCUCGAACGCGGUUCAUGUCCAAGAUCAAAGCUUUCGCAGCCAGUGGCCCCCAGACACCAAAGUCCCUUAAUGGACCGACGUUUUCAUCCGAAUUUGGCUCGCUAUCGAUCCCGAACUCUCCUACAGUCUCUAGAGUCACGACUCGAGCUCCCGACGGCCUCAAUGGAGAACAAUCCGACGCCGACGCCGACGUUGAGACCGCAGAUGAGGCUGCUAUACCUGCUGCUGCCAAGAAGAACAAAAGGAAGAGCCGACGUUUCAAGAAGCACUCCAUGUCCGGCUUUCCGAAUCCAAGCAGGUUCCCAAGCGAUCUGGACGCAAUCAGCACGUAUGAUCGGCUGCUCAGGCGCCGAGCAAGCAUGCCUGAUACCACCCAACAUGACCAUGCCGUGUCCGACGGCGAAAUUCGCGGCAACCCUAGACGAAAGCCGUUUCGCAGAGGCCAUUCCUACAUGAGCAAUGCAAUGAGCCCUCCGGGGGAGGAUGACAUGGAGGAAAUGGAGAACUCUGCCGUCGUUGGCCGACGCAAUGGACAUCUACGCCGCAUCACCGUCUUUGGCGGUGGUGGUCUGUCUGAUGGAGAUGCGCUUACCCCUAAGAGGCACUUCUUCAAGACGGAUCGAGCUUCUAGCUAUGGCGCACAGAAGUGGAAGCAAGUGAAAAGCACACUGAAGCUCCUCCGACAGAAGAAGGAGGACCGUUUCGAGUACUACAAGUCUGCAGAGCUGAUGGCUGAGCUGAGAGCCGGUGCUCCCGCUGUUCUUAUGCUUGCCAGUAUGAUUCAGCGGGACGAGCACGGCAACAAAAGGAUACCGGUCCUGCUGGAACAGCUGAAGCUGAAGAUCAAGGACAGCAAGCCCAUGCCGGAUGAUGACAAAGAACGCCACUGGAUUUUCACAAUCGAGCUGGAGUACGGCAGUGGCCCAAGCCGGAUGAACUGGUGUGUGAUCAGAACCAUCAGGGAUAUCUAUAACCUGCACUUUCGGUACAAGUUCGCCCUGAACAACGAUAAAUACAUGCUUGGCAAGGACCUCGGUGGUCGCCCCAAACAGCCCAAAUUCCCUUACUCUGCGUUUCCUUACCUUCGUGGUGCUCGCAACAAGGGGGACGAAAGCGACGAAGAUGAGCAGGCUAGUGGUCGUGGUGAUGAGACGGGUGCUGAGAUGACGGCUGCAGAAGACGCGGGCGAAGGGCCUCAUAGUCACUCGAGAAAGAAGUCCCGAAGCAAUUUCCUCGGCAUGCGGCGACGAUCUACCGGCUUCACCGACGGAGGCGAGCUGUCUGUUGCCGAGGGCAACCAGGGCGUCGACACACAGACUCGCCGGCAGCGCUACGUAGAGAAGCAGAGGCGCAUUCUGGAGAAGUAUCUCUCGGAGAUGAUUCAUUGGUUAAUGUUCAGAGCCGAUAGCAACCGUCUCUGCAGAUUCCUCGAGCUGUCAGCCUUGGGCGUUCGUCUCGCUGCCGAGGGAAGCUACCAUGGGAAAGAGGGCUACCUUCACCUUCAGAUGUCCAAAGGCCUCGAUUUCCGCCAUGUCCUGACACCUGCCAAAGUCAUAUCCCGGCAGAGUCGCAAAUGGUUCCUCGUCAGGCAGAGCUACAUUGUGUGCGUGGAGUCGCCGGAGAACAUGAACAUCUACGAUGUCUACCUUGUCGACACCAAGUUUAGCAUUGUUUCUAAGAAAAAGGCGCUGAAGAGGUUCGGUUCCAAGAACAAGGACAAGAAUGCCGAAGACGACCUGAACAUGGAGCCAUCUCACGAAAAACACCACACUCUCAAAAUGCGCACGUCGGAUCGAAAAAUCCGACUCUUUUCUCGCUAUCAGUCGGUCAUGCGGCAGUUUGAAGACUCAAUCAAUGAAAUGCUGAAACAGACCGUCUGGUAUGAGAAGAAACGGUUCGACAGCUUUGCGCCGGUUCGGACCGGUGUGUUCGCACAAUGGCUGGUCGAUGGCCGUGACUACAUGUGGAAUGUGUCAAGAGCCAUCAACAUGGCUCGGGACGUCAUCUAUAUCCAUGACUGGUGGCUGAGUCCCGAGCUCUAUAUGCGCCGGCCUGCGUGCAUCAGCCAAAAAUGGCGUCUGGAUCGACUGCUCCAGAAGAAGGCAAGAGAAGGCGUCAAGGUCUUUGUGAUCAUCUACCGAAAUGUGGAAGCGGCUGUCCCCAUCGACUCCGAAUACACCAAGUUUUCGCUCCUCAACCUCCAUCCCAAUAUCUUUGUCCAACGAUCCCCCAAUCAGUUCAAGAAGAACCAGUUCUUCUUCGCCCACCACGAAAAGAUUUGCAUUGUCGACCACGACGUCGCAUUCCUCGGUGGUAUCGACCUCUGUUUUGGUCGGUGGGACAGCCCGCAGCACCCCAUUGUUGACGACAAACCGACGGGAUUCGAGCCGUCUGAGAUGCCCAAGGAUGCUGAGCACGUGCAGCUGUUCCCUGGAAAGGACUAUUCCAACCCGAGAGUUCAGGACUUCUUCAACCUCAACGAGCCGUAUGAGGAGAUGUACGACAGGGGUAAGGUUCCAAGGAUGCCUUGGCACGACAUUUCCAUGCAAGUUGUCGGACAGCCCGCUCGAGACUUGACUCGCCAUUUCGUACAGCGAUGGAACUACCUGCGCCGAGGUCGAAAGCCAACGAGGCCCUUGCCCUUCUUGUUGCCGCCCCCGGAUGCGAAAUUCGAAGACCUUGAGGCCCUUGGGUUGACGGGUACUUGUGAGGUGCAAAUGCUUCGGUCCGCGUCCAACUGGUCUCUAGGGAUCAAUGAAACCGAACACAGCAUCCAGACAGCUUACGUUCACCUAAUUGAGGAGUCGGACCACUUUGUCUAUAUGGAAAACCAGUUCUUCAUUACAAGCACCGAAGCUUAUGGAACCAGAAUUAUCAACCGCAUCGGAGACGCCCUGGUCGACCGCAUCAUUCGCGCUCAUCAGAACAAUGAAGACUGGCGGGCCGUCAUUCUCAUACCUCUCAUGCCGGGUUUCCAAAACACCGUGGACGAGCAGGAAGGAACCAGCGUCCGAUUGAUCAUCAUGUGCCAAUAUCGCAGCAUCUGCCGCGGAGAGCACUCAAUCUUUGGACGCCUUCGCGCCGCAGGCAUUGAGCCCGAAGACUACAUUAGCUUCUACUCCCUCCGUCAAUGGGGGAUGAUGGCGAAUGAUGUGCUGGUGACUGAGCAGCUCUACAUUCACGCGAAGACCAUCAUCGUAGACGACAGGGUUGCGCUCAUUGGUUCUGCCAACAUCAACGAGCGGUCCUUGCUCGGUAGCAGGGACUCGGAAGUUGCCGCCAUCGUCCGCGAUACCGAUAUGAUUUCGUCUACCAUGGCCGGCAAGCCGUACAAGGUGGGCAGGUUUGCCCAUACUCUUCGGAUGAGGUUGAUGCGAGAGCAUCUCGGCCUGGACGUGGAUGAAAUCCUGGAACAAGAGCGAGAGGAAGAAGAGAUGAACGAGUCUGCGUAUGAGCGGGACAUGGACGCUAUAUACGAAGAGGGUGCCGCUGCAGCCGACGACAACUCGAGCAUAAGCUCCAACGAGGCCAAGAGCCCGGUACUGCCUCCUAAUAACCUUCGUCUGCCUAGUUUCAACCACGACAUUGAUCUCGUGAAAUUGGAGACCACUUCAUCCUCGUCCGCGUCCUCUGUGAAGGGGAAAGAAGCCGAGACCGACCCGCGUGUCAUGAACGAGGGACACCAGCUGGAUGUGUCCGGGUACGGCCCGGAUCAUUGGAAGUCAGCGGAAGAGGCCGGUGUCGAUGAUCGCCUAGACACGGUUGUGGUUGACGGCCGCGAGAUGCUCUUGCACGGCGGCAAGGGGCUCGCGGAGUCUCAUCAACCGCGCCAGCACACGGCUCACCACGAGCCCAGCGAUAAGUCUGGUAUCCCGCCCGCACCUCUGCCCCCGGCUAGCCGGGAUGGAGCGGAUAGGGCUGAUCAGCUAGGAUUGAAUCCGGGUGCACCAGCGGUGCCCCUGCCUGUCCUUGACGACACUAACAUUGGUGGCCCUGCUGCUCAUGUUGAUCCCAAGACAGGCCGUCCGACAAACGAGCCAUUCCAUCCGAUGGCAGCGGAUAUUCAACCGGCGGUCAUUAACAAGGACUGCAUGCGCGAUCCACUGGACUCGACCUUCGUGGACGAAGUCUGGAACCGGGCUGCGCGCAACAACACACUGCUCUAUCGCAGAGUAUUCCGAUGCAUGCCCGACUCCAAGGUGGGCACUUGGGCCGAGUACCGUGAAUAUAUGGACUACAACGCGAAGUUCAAGGCGAUGAUGGAGGGAAAUUGCGCCGGCAACGAAAACGAACUCCGUCGUGAGGCGAGCCGGCAGCAAGGUGCCGCGGGUGACGAGGCAGUACCGAAGCAGGGCGACCAGCCGACGAUUCAGCUGCCUGAAGACGAGGAGGAGGAAGAGACCGAGAAACCAGCUUCGGGGAGUAGCAAUGGAGCGGAUCCGGUCCUCCGCCCUCCGCCUGUGGAUGGAUCAACGGAUAACCAGAGUUCACUAGAACCUCCGUCGCCCGUUUAUACUGCGGGAGAGGUGCCGUUCCCUGCACUGGAUUCGUCCCCUUCAAAGCCAGUCUCGCGAAGCAAGAGCAAGGAUCGUAGAGCGAACUUUUCGACGCUGGAAAAGCCGACGUCCAAGGACACCAAUGCCGCUCCUCCUCCGACGCCAUCUGGUAGCGCGCCAGUCAAGCGCCGUCGCCGAGCGACCACGAAGGGGAGCCGCCGCGGGCUCUUGAUCGAAGAGAUGCCUACGCGGAACGAGGCCGAACAGCUUCUGGGGCUGAUUCAAGGACAUCUAGUCGAGUUCCCUUACGACUGGCUGCUCACAGAAGAGCACAACGGGAACUGGGGCUACCAGGUGGAUGGCGUGGCGCCGAUUGCCAUUUAG